CUGAAGCAAACUAUCUUAAUACUUCUUCCAUCACUAUCAAGUUGUGGAGCAUCAAAAUACACAUUUGGUAAAACAGGGCUUUUAUUUUUACGACCUCGGCCCGGAAGUCCCUCCUCUGAUCCUGGUCAUCUUGACUCCUGUCUGGUCCGCGCUCCGGUCGCGCUCACAGCUGAGCUGAGGGUGGUAGUUGGGAUCAGCACGACCACCGAGCAGCCCUGAGUCUCUGUCCGGAUCCCUCAGGAUGCAUGGGGGCAAGAGAGGACUGGUGGCCCCGCAGAACACUUUUCUGGAGAACAUUGUCCGGCGCUCCAGCGAAACCAGUUUCCUGCUGGGAAACGCUCAGAUCGUUGAGUGGCCGGUCGUUUACAGCAACGAUGGGUUCUGCAAGUUGUCAGGAUACCACAGAGCGGAGGUCAUGCACCGGAGCAGCACGUGCAAUUUCAUGUACGGUGACCUGACCGACAAGAAGACGAUAGACAAAAUCCAAAGGACCUUUGAUAACUACGAGUCUGACUUCUAUGAGGUGCUGCUCUACACAAAGAAUAGAACGCCAAUAUGGCUUUACAUGCAGGUCGCUCCAAUCCGAAAUGAAAAUGACAAGGUGGUGCUGUUCCUCUGCACCUUCAGAGACAUCACGCUGUUCAAACAGCCGAUUGAAGAUGAAACAACCAGAGGAUGGACAAAGUUUGCCCGACUGACGCGGGCACUGACCAACAAUCGCAACCUGGUGCAGCAGAUAGCACCGCUGAGCAAGACUGAGGUCAGCCAAAGGCCCUCCAGACUGGCAGAGGCUCUCCAGCUGGGAUCAGACAUCAUGCCUCAGUACAAACAGGAGGCCCCCAAGACCCCGCCACACAUCAUCCUCCACUACUGCACCUUCAAGACCACCUGGGACUGGGUCAUCCUCAUCCUCACCUUCUACACCGCCAUCAUGGUGCCCUAUAACGUCUCUUUUAAGACCAAACAAAACAACUUGGUUUGGCUGGUGCUGGACAGCGUGGUGGACGUCAUCUUCCUGAUCGACAUCGUGCUUAACUUCCACACCACCUUCGUGGGUCCAGCUGGGGAGGUCGUUUCAGACGCAAAGCUGAUACGAAUGAACUACCUGAAGACAUGGUUUGUUAUCGACCUGCUGUCCUGCCUGCCCUAUGAUAUCAUCAAUGCCUUUGAAAAUGUGGACGAGGAUGCCGUGACAUCUGCACUUUCAUCAGGUCAUCACAGUGACUCUUCACAUUUCCACAGGAAUACCACACGGGCAGAAGACUCUGUUCUCCCAGGUCUCAGCAGCCUCUUCAGCUCCCUGAAGGUGAUCCGCCUGCUCCGUCUGGGCCGCGUUGCCCGGAAGUUGGACCACUACCUGGAGUACGGAGCGGCGGUCCUGGUUCUGCUGGUGUGUGUCUUCGGCCUUGUGGCUCACUGGCUGGCCUGCAUCUGGUACAGCAUCGGGGACUACGAGGUUAUCGACGAGACCACCAACACCAUCAAGACAGACAGCUGGCUGUACCAGCUGGCCCUGAGCAUCGGGACUCCUUACCGCUACAACACCAGCGGUACGGGACAGUGGGAAGGUGGUCCCAACAAGGACACGCUGUACAUUUCUUCUCUCUACUUCACCAUGACGAGUCUCACCACCAUCGGGUUUGGCAACAUCGCUCCGGCCACGGACGGCGAGAAGAUCUUCUCUGUGGCAAUGAUGAUGGUGGGCUCGCUGCUCUAUGCAACCAUCUUUGGAAAUGUCACCACCAUCUUCCAGCAGAUGUACACCAACACAAACCGCUACCAUGAGAUGCUCAACAACGUGCGCGACUUCCUCAAACUCUAUCAGGUUCCCAAAGGUCUUAGCGAGAGGGUCAUGGACUUCAUCGUGUCCACCUGGGCCAUGUCGAAGGGCAUCGACACGGAUAAGGUUCUCUCAAUUUGUCCCAAAGACAUGCGGGCAGAUAUCUGCGUCCACCUCAACAGGCAGGUGUUCAAUGACCACCCGGCGUUUCGUCUGGCCAGCGACGGCUGUCUGCGCUCUCUGGCUGUGGAGUUUCAGACCACGCACUGCGCACCCGGAGACCUCAUCUUCCACAUCGGAGAGAGCGUCGACACCCUCUGCUUCGUGGUCUCCGGUUCACUAGAAGUCAUCCAGGAUGAUGAAGUCAUUGCAAUACUGGGUAAAGGUGACGUGUUUGGGGACGUGUUCUGGAAAGAGAGCACGAUGGCCCGGGCUUGUGCAAACGUCCGAGCUCUGACUUACUGCGACCUGCACGUCAUCAGGAGGGACGCUCUGAUGAAGGUGCUGGAGUUCUACACCGCGUUCGCCAAUACGUUCUCCCGCAACCUCAUCCUCACCUGCAAUCUACGAAAACGGGUCAUCUUCAGAAAGAUCGCUGACGUGAAGCGGGAGCAGGAGCGCCAGAAGAGCGAGGUGACUCUCUCCAUUCCUGACGACCACCCAGUCCGCAAGUUGUUCCAGAGGUUCAGGCAGCAGAGAGACGCUCAAACGGACGGAGAGUCCCACGGUUACUAUGAUCACAACUGCGUGCUGGUGGAGCCGCAGCACCACCAUCACCCCGACUCAAACUCCUACACGCAGUGUCAGUCUGUAUCCUCUCAGCAGCUGGAGUACAGCUCCAACGUGCAGGCUAACGCGGCCUCCACAGGAGGAGGGAGUGCAGGUGGCAUGGCUGCACCUCCAAAAGCGUUGGUCAUCGCUGAGGCGCCGGAGAGAGGCUGCAAACAGGAGGCCGGGGAGUCUUUAUCAAUGCCUUGUGCUGAUAGUCAGAGGGUCAGAGGUCCUGUAAGGACCAGUGGUGCAGGUGGGGAGGGAGCUGUAGGCGGUGUAAAAGGCAGAGGUGGUCGAGGCUGGGCAAAGUUCAGAAACACCACUUCAGCUGCGCCACCGCCUCCUGCCGUCGAGGAAGAAAAGCAGCCACAAAAAGCAGAAGAGUUGCCAAAAGGAUCUGAAUCCUCCGAGCAGUUAACAGCUGCCGGCAAGACCCGGGAGUCUGAGGAGACGGGGAGUGCAGAGGGUGGCAACAAUGCAGGAGAAGCUGGUGAAGAAACAAGCGCCAUGCACAAAACGGACUCCUGUGACAGUGGCAUCACAAAGAGCGAUCUACGCAUCGACAGAGCCGGAGAUUCAAGAAACUCCUUUGAAAGGAGCCCGAUGGAAAGGAGCCCGAUGGAGAGGAACCCAUUUGAGCAGAGUCUCGGGGUCGACUCCCUCAAGCACUCUUUAGUUCAGCCGGCGUCUGAACAAACGUUGCUUCAAGCGACCCUGCACGAGGCCAAGCUGGAGCUGAAGGGGGACAUUCAGAACCUGAGCGGCCGCCUGUCGGUCCUCGAGUCUCAGGUGAGCGAGAUCCUCAGGCUGCUGUCAAUAAAAAGAAGACUGUCGCUGCCACCGACCUCUUCACCGAAGGCCAGACUGAAAAGUCAGGAAGCCACUGCCUGCAGACCUGCCACACCGGAAGUGGACGAUGGACCGUUUUGAAUUUAGUGUGCAUCAAUUUAAAGAAAAAAGAAGAGAACAUGGAUUUAGACACGCACCAGUUUGCAUGUCUUGCUGGACUCUGACCUGCCAAAGACAUUUGUUGCAUUAAACACUUGACUGCAUGCAGAAAAAAUCCCUGUAAUCUUACUUUAGCACUAUAAAACCCAGGGAUUAUACUAAAAGUCUUGAACGUAGGAGGCACUUUUAUGCUCUUGUGUAUGCCACAUUCAAAAAUGCCAAGAGGUACAGGAACAACUACUGAACAAACCACUUUUACUGUUACAUGUAUAGUUACGAAAUUAUUAUUAUUGUUAUUAUUAUUCUUUUUUUACCAGCAUUAUAAACCAGCGUAGAACUCCAUGGAUCAUGUUACAAUACUCCAAUGAGGGCUGUGGGUGAAACAUCUUAGACUGUAAAAAUCUGUUAAAAUAUUGAGGUCAAAUCUAUUUAAGUCCUGAGAGGCAAAUAAGAAAGAAGUUCUGAUGAGCCAUUUUUCAGUUUUCAGUUAUUGUUGUUUUUUUUUUUUUAAUGAGAAAUGUGAAAGUUUGACAGGUACAUAGAGUUAGCAAGAUUGUUAUCAGUCCUGUUAUAUCUUGUGCUCAAUGUGCAAAGGUGACUCAUUAACACUCACCUUUAGGAAAACAAAAAUGUUUUUUAGUUCACUUGAGAGCACAGUGAUGGCGCGCUUGAGCCUCUUGUGGCCAAAAUGAGUAUUACAAAAAAACAAGGCAAGGCCUGUUUAGCACAGUUCAGACACAAGGAAACUCAAAGUGCUUUACAGGGAAAUACAAAUAGCAUUAGAAUACAUUAAAAAAAAAAAAA
Messenger RNA from Acanthopagrus latus (yellowfin seabream), 4303 nucleotides. RefSeq names its product potassium voltage-gated channel subfamily H member 5-like. NCBI's taxonomy places the organism in Eukaryota, Metazoa, Chordata, Actinopteri, Spariformes, Sparidae. The coding region runs from base 242 to 3481 and encodes 1079 amino acids. The record is from RefSeq and is a predicted model, not a curated record. The transcript has 12 exons. Gene Ontology annotation, molecular function: voltage-gated potassium channel activity. Gene Ontology annotation, cellular component: membrane. Gene Ontology annotation, biological process: potassium ion transmembrane transport; regulation of membrane potential.